AUGAAUCUUAAAGUAUACAAAGUGGAUGCAUUUACUGAUCGAUUGUUUAGCGGCAAUCCAGCGGCUGUAUGUCCAUUAGAUCAAUGGUUACCUGAUUCAUUAAUGCAAAAGAUUGCUGCUGAAAAUAAUCUUUCUGAAACGGCAUUUUUUGUACCGAACGUCAACAAUGAUGGAUAUGAACUUCGUUGGUUUACACCUGAAGUGGAAGUAGAUCUUUGUGGACAUGCAGCAUUAGCGACCGCUCAUAUCAUUUUCACGGAAAUGUCAUUUAUGAAUGAUGAAAUCAAAUUUCAAACCAAGCAAGCUGGUGAACUUACCGUUACACGUCAAAAACAUAGUGCUUUAUAUACUCUUAAUUUUCCAGCUCGUCCAGCAGUUAAAAUUGAUUUACCCGAUGGACUGCUAUCUGCCUUGGGUAGUGAUGUAUCGCCCGUGGAAGUUUAUAAAUCAAGAGACCAUAUGCUUGUUUACGAAAAGGAAUCUGAUGUUCAAAAAUUGUCACCGAAUUUUAUGGCUUUAGCCAAAAUUGAUACCAUAUUUGCUGUGAUUAUUACUGCUCCUGGUGACAAAGUCGAUUUUGUUUCGCGACUCUUCGCACCAAUUGCCGGCAUCUCUGAAGAUCCUGUUUGUGGAUCAGCACAUUGCAGUUUAACUCCUUAUUGGGCUGAACGAUUGGGCAAGAAUCAAUUACACGCGUACCAAAUAUCGGCACGUAGAGGUGAACUUUGGUGUGAAAACAAAGGUGAUAGAAUACUAAUAUCAGGCAAUGCAGUUACCUAUUUAAAAGGGGAAAUAAGCGUCUAA
This is a messenger RNA of Adineta steineri, 804 nucleotides long. The record is from the annotation of a GenBank genome assembly. Lineage: Eukaryota; Metazoa; Rotifera; Eurotatoria; Adinetida; Adinetidae.